Molecule: messenger RNA, 1042 nt
Organism: Juglans regia (Persian walnut)
Lineage: Eukaryota; Viridiplantae; Streptophyta; Magnoliopsida; Fagales; Juglandaceae
Product: Golgi SNAP receptor complex member 1-2-like
Exons: 2
Coding region: 32-457 (141 amino acids)
Biological process (GO): endoplasmic reticulum to Golgi vesicle-mediated transport; vesicle fusion
Cellular component (GO): Golgi medial cisterna; Golgi membrane; SNARE complex
Molecular function (GO): SNAP receptor activity
Source: RefSeq, a predicted model, not a curated record
UGCAUAAUACCUUGGUCAGUGGGCCUCCCUUAUGAGGAUCUAUAUUUUGAAAUCAGGAUAUGUAGAUUCUGGGUCCCCCUCUGUUGGGUCCAGCAGAUCAUGGAAGUCCAUGGAAAUGGAAAUCCAAUCCUUGCUUGAGAAGCUAUUGGAUAUAAAUGAUGCAAUGAGUCGAUGUGCUGCAUCUGCUGCACCAGCAACUUCUGUAACUCAGAAGCUUGCAAGGCAUAGAGAUAUUCUACUUGAGUUUACCCAGGAAUUUAGAAGAAUCAAGGGAAACAUAAACUCAAUGAAGUCGCAUGCAGAGCUUCUGAGUUCAGUCAGGGAUGAUAUUAGUGAGUAUAAGGUUAGUCUGGUUAAAAGCUCUUCCUUAUCUUGUAUCAUCAACUAUUUCUGUUUUUCUUUAAUUGUUGCUAUUUAUUUUGGUCAUUGUGUUGCGAAACAUGUUGAAUAUCUCUAGGCAGCUUGAAGUUUUAUUAAAUUAUGAUCAUAUAUGAGUUUGGAGAUCAGUAUCAGUUUGUGUGGGGAACCUACCAUUUUACUACUACAGAGCAAAGUUGCAACUUCAACAAUGUAACUUUGUAUUAUAUUUUGACUGAACUUUGUUUGUGCUAUGGAUAGUGUAGAAGUUUGUUUGUUCCCUUGCAGUGCUCUUUCUCCCUGUUGUCAAUGCCGGUAUGUGUCAAUGCCGGUAUGGUGCUUGUUGAGCCUUGACAGAUAAGAUAAUUAAAAAUGGAUAGGAUUGUCUAAGGUAUCAAUCGAAGGAGUGCAGCAACAGCCAUCGGGAUUCUGAGUGGACCUUUUGCAUUGAAGAACUAGAAAGUUAUCGGAGACUAGAAAGAGAGAGAUAUCAAGGGAAUUGGCAACUAUGAGUGAUGUACUUUUAUAUGCCAGCUAUCUUGCACUGGAUGACCCAUCACAUUUAAAAUUAGGAAGCCUUGCAAAGAUAUUAGUGGGACACUGCCAAUAAUAUAUCUUCGAGGCCUCGUUAUUCAAAAUGCAAUGGACAAGGCUCACGUACCAAAAUCACUACGCAUUCCUGUAU